Messenger RNA from Odontomachus brunneus, 1333 nucleotides. RefSeq names its product odorant receptor Or2-like. Gene Ontology annotation, biological process: detection of chemical stimulus involved in sensory perception of smell; sensory perception of smell. The transcript is spliced from 7 exons. Bases 68 to 1333 code for a protein of 421 amino acids. The record is from RefSeq and is a predicted model, not a curated record. Gene Ontology annotation, molecular function: olfactory receptor activity; odorant binding. Gene Ontology annotation, cellular component: plasma membrane. NCBI's taxonomy places the organism in Eukaryota, Metazoa, Arthropoda, Insecta, Hymenoptera, Formicidae.
ACUUACUGGAAUAUUUAUGACGGUAGAGUCGAACUAAAUUUGAUGUUUCAGGAAUUUUGUCGAGAAUAUGCGUGAGAAUAAUCGCAAAAGUGGAAAUUUUUCGUUGAUGGUAACAGACAGUGCCCUUUUGAUCCUUAACAUAGAUUAUUCAAAUGGAUAUAAUGAUUUAAAAUGGGCGAUCGGUCUAAAUCGGCUCAUGUUGAAAAUCGUUGGUUUGUGGCCGCCAGACAUCCGAGACGAGCGUGAGAUCGUACGAUCAAAACUUCGAUUAUUGGGUAAUUGUAUCGCGUUGUUUUUUGUACUAACAAUACCGGUUCUAGUAUCUCUGGUAAGGGUGUGGGGCGACAUGAUACUAAUGAUAGAUAAUUUGCAACAUAGUCUACCUCUAUUGAUUACCAUAUUCAAAGUCUCCAUUCUUUGGUAUAAACAAGAAGUUUUAGUACCACUGAUUGAUAUGAUUGCAAAAGACUGGAUCAAAGCGAAGAUGAAAGAGGAGCGAAACGUUAUGCUGAGUCGCGCCAGGAUCACUCGCACGAUCGCCAUGUGCGGAAUGUUCACGAUACUUUUGGCAGUGAUUAUUACUUCCGUCUUUCCAUGUUUCGGUCUAAUGAUCCGACACGUUACGAACCUAACCGAUCCCGGAAAACCCUUGCCGAUACAAUCAUACUACUUGCACGACGUGUCCAAAAGUCCACAGUAUGAGCUGACGUUUAUAGCGCAAGGAAUUGCGACGUUCACAUCAGGUCUUUCUUAUACCGCAAUCGACAACUUUCUUGGAUUAUUAGUUUUGCACGUAUGCGGUCAGCUGGAGAAUCUACAGUCGCGAUUGACACAUAUGAAAAUAUGUGCGAACUUUGAUGCAGCUUUGAAAUACAACAUUCAAGAUCAUAUUCGCUUGAUUAGAUCCAUCCAAAUCAUAGAUGAUACUUUUAAUUUGAUGUUGCUAGGUAUAGUACUUUACUUUGGUAUAUUAUUUUGCCUACAAGGAUUUCUUAUAGUUAAUGUUAUUAAUCAAAAAGGACAAUUAUCAUUUGCGCAAUUGAGUUGGUUUGUUGCAGCAAUUAUAUGUGGUUUGUUACACAUGUGUCUGUACUGUGCGGUCGGUGAAUGUCUGGUGACGCAAUCUGAAAGUAUACAUCGCGCCACAUAUAAAUGUGCAUGGUACACUAUCGAAUCUAAGACUGCAAGAAACUUAACGUUAAUCAUGCUUCGAGCAAAUAAACCACUUUACAUUACGGCGGGAAAAACAUUUCCCAUGACGAUGGCAACGUUUUGCAACUUACUAAAAACAUCAGCAGGUUACAUAUCUGUGCUACUUGCCAAUCAAAAUUGA